AUGCGUUGGAUUCUGAUUUUGACGGCCUUUUGGCGUCUGGCCAAUUCGCAGCCCGCUGAACUGUACCCCAGCAUCGAUCCGAACCAUUUCGGAGCAGGUGAGAGAAUCUUUUCAAGUUUAGAAUCGAAAAAAUUUAUUGUUUCGCUGAACAGAAAAUUUCCUGGAAAAUAGCCGUAAAGGUUGCAUUUUUUGCGCUCCAUUGAGAAAUUUUAGAAAUCACGAAAAUCAAAAGCUAUAAUGACUUUUUUUCAAUGCGAAAAUGGUCGAUUUUUAAAAAAAUAAGAAUGAGUUUAUAUAACCAUAGGGCGCAAAAAUCCAAUUUCUUAUUUAUUUCUCAAUCUUUUUCGUCAAUAACUCUUUUUCUUGGCUGUCCGAAUUUUCCCGCUUUCUUGAGUUGGAAAAUUGGCGAGAAUCCGGGUUUUUUACAAUUUUUGAAGGGUUUUUGAUUUUUUAGAGAACUCGAGGAGAAUUAAUAAUUGUGCUUUUUUUCAAUAUUUUUUUAAAGGUUUUUCUGACGUAAUCUCUCAAAAAAAUAUGACUAUUUUUCUCAUGAAGAUGUAUCAAAAAGUGUAUAAACUAUUUUUGAAGAUUUUUUUCGAGGUUAAAUUAUAGCGAGUUAGACUUACUUUUUCUGAAGAACUCUGUAGAAUUUGGGCUUAUUUUAUUCGAGUUUUUUGACCUUUUUCACUAAUAAUUCCGUAUAAAAUGAGCAGACGGAAGUCCGUGCUACGACAGACAAACCCGGUUGCCUCAAAGAUGCGUACCGGAUUUCAUCAACGCCGCCUUCAACUUGCGGGUCGAAGUCACGAACACGUGUGGGGAACGGUAUCCGACAAGGUGAUCUAUUUGCGAUUUUGCCUUCUGAACCGAUUGUUCAAGUUUUUUUAUUUUUAGUUUUUGGAAAAAAACGUGGGCUUCAAGGGUUGGAGAUUGACAAACUUUCAGCCAUUUUUCAGAAGUCUUGAUAAGAUUUUUUAUGGUAUACUUUGAAAAAUUUCAUGAAUCUCGCAAAAUUUUUAGUGGCCACUAUAGAGGCCCGCCAAGGACUACUUGGAGAGAACGCUGAAGUGGCCCCUAUUUCCCUCUAUUUAGUGGCCACUUCAGUAGUUUUUCAUCCAGUAUUCCUUCCAGUAACUCUGAUAAUUUUAAAACAAACAGAUUGGAGUAGUUAUGUUGAUCCAUUGACCCCUAAAGUGACCACUAAAGUUUUUUUUUGUCUAGUAGUAGCAUUUAGACCUUUAUAGUGGCCACAAAUUUUCAACUUCUUAAGUGACCACUAAUUUGACUACUAUAUUAGCCAUUAAAACCUCAAAACCCUAUAGUGGCGACUAAAAAUUUUCGGAGAAGGUCAAAAAAAAAUAAGCUAGAAAAAUCGUGCAAAUAAAUAUUUUUGGAAAAUGAAUCACGUCGUUCAUCAAUUUCGUAUAUAAAUUUUUUUCUGAAUUUUUUUCUGUAAAUGAUAAGGAGUUUCGGAUAUUUUUUUCAUAGGGAGAAAUCAUUUUUGAAUUCGUUUUUAGCGAUGGGGCACACAUGCACAACAAAAAAACGGCUUUUUUUGGUGGUUUUCCUCGAAAAAAAUGACUUUUUUUAAAAAUUUCCUUCGAGAAGUAUGCUUCAAAUCAAUGUAAUCUACUUCAUUUACAUUUUCUUAGAGACUUUCAGUCAGUCUCAAUACUAAAGAAAAUCUAGCUUUAUUUGAAAAAAUAAUUUAAAACAAAAGCUUGACAAUAACUUUACUAGACAUAAAUUACGGUUUGAGUUAUUUGUUUUAAGAGGGUAUGUUUUGCGCUUAGUGUUAGCUCGAAUGUCAUUGGGGUUCUAUGGUCGCACUUGGAAUGAACCGCAACGCGACCGCGACACUUGAGGCCAUUCUAAGUGCGACCGAAACUUUUUGCUGCAUUUUCUUGACAAAAUUUCUUUUUUCUUCAACUUAUUGAUCAAUUCCUUCAGAUUCUGUGUCCAAUCGGGCCACACCGGACAGAGGAGCGUCUGUGAAACUUGCGACGCCCGACAUCCGGUUUUUCGGGAUUUUCAGGCUAUUCAUCAAUUUUUAUUGAUUACAGGUACUUUCUCAUCCGGCUCGCUACCUGACGGACUUUAAUAACGCGAAUAACGAGACCUGGUGGCAGUCGGAGACGAUGAACGAAGGCCUUCAGUUCCCGACCAGCGUCAAUUUGACCCUGACCUUGGGUUAGAAGCUUCUAGACCAGAAAGAUGAUCUUUUUUGGAGAAAUUCUUGGUUUUUAUAGUUCAUUUUUCUCGACUCGAAAUGGCUUGAUAAUCCUGAGCGGAUCUAAAAAGCGAAAUUUUUUGAAUAGGCGCCAAAAAAGCCGUUUGUCGUUUCAAGCCGAGAGAAAAUGGAUUACUGAAUUUUUAAGUAUCGAUUGGGUUGGAAGGACUUUUCAUGAAGUGUUAUGUCCGAAAUUACCCCUUACGAGUUGAGAAAAAUGAAUUUAUCAAAUUGGUGGUCUUUUGUAGAAAAAAGAAUAGGAGAAACUAAAGAAGAAGAGAUCAGCGGCGGCCUGAAGAGACGCCAGACGGCGAGAUUGCUCUCACUUCUCUGGCGUCUCUUCAGAUAGCAAUUGACCUCUCCCUUCCGCUUUUUAUCGCUGUUUUUAAAGAAAAUUCGGUAAAAAAGAAAUAUUUUGCCUUGGUUAAUUUUUUGAAGGUCUCGAAAUUCCAAACCUUUUCGGGAUUUUCGACCAUUUUGAGAUUUUAGAGAGAAAAAGAACCAAUGGAAACACGGAGUAACUUUUUUUUUACCUAAAAACUAAUAAAAUUCAUUUUGCAGGAAAAACCUUCGAUAUAACCUAUGUUAGGUUGAAAUUUAUCUCACCUCGACCGGAGUCCUUUGUGAUCUACAAGAAAACAGAUCCGGAAGACGACUGGACUCCUUGGCAAUUUUAUUCGUCAGUUUAUCGGAACAACAAGUCAAUUAUUCAAAAGCUUCCAGUGGAUCUUGCCGCGCAACUUAUGGAAUUCCUGAAAAAUCUCCGAUUCUUCCCGGAAAUGAAGCUGUUGCGCAGUGUACCAAGGUUAACUCGUAGUACUGAAAAAAAAAAGAAAGAAAUUCUAUUUUUCACAACUUUUGGGCUACUGUAGCUAUAAAAACGUUCAUACACGAGGCUUCACGGACAAUGCAUUUUAUUCGACGACGCUUCCCAUUUUGAUUUAAUUUUUCCUUUUUUUUGCUUGUUAUAACUAUUUCGAGUGUUUUAUUGUCAUAUUAUUGAUUUUCAGGAAUUUUCUGACAUUUCCCCGAUCACUGGCGGAAAUAUUGCGUUUUUCUACGCUCGAAAAUCGGCCAUCUGCUCACGAUUUUUGAAAAAUUCCAACGUUCUUCAGGUUUUUCUUUAAGUUCCAAAUAAAAAAAUUUGUGUUUCAUGAUUUUCCCUGUAAAAUAUUUUUUUAAAUUGAAUUUUUUUCAGGAAUGGGUCACAGCAUCUGCGAUCAAAGUUGUGUUGAAUCGAAUGAACACUUUUGGUGAUGAGGUUGGAUUUUUUUUUUGGGUUUAUCCUUUUUAGCGUUAUUUGGAGUUGGUAAAUUGAAAAGAAGGAGCCUUCUGAAGUUUUUGAAAAUUUCGGGUCCAAUUUGAAAUUAUGUAAUAACGUUAUUUUAAUUUCAAAACGAUUGAAUCGAAAAAGAGCCUGUAAUUUUCAUAAGCAAUUUGAAAUAAAAACAAUUAAUUGGAAGUGUUCCGGUUUUUUUUUCAUUGAGAUGACAGACUAUUGUUAAAUCGAAAAUUUUAUCCCUUUUACUUAUUGAAUGAAACGUAUGCGACUCGGGCGGCCUUGCAUUCUCGCCUCGUUAUUUUUCGAAAUUAUGAAAGAUUUAAGAAUUUCAAAAGCUUUUUUCAAUUGCCAAAGAAAAAUAUAUGGAAUUUUUUGUUUGUAAAUCGAUUUGUUGGUUUUUUCUGCCCUUGAAAAGCUGCCAAAAAUUGAAAAAAAAGGUUGUUAACUACCUGUUUGUACAGGAAUUCACACGAAAAGUUUCCUGGUUUUUUGUUUGUUUUUUUCUUUCUUGAGUUGAAUUUUGAAAUUUGCGGUUAAAAGUAGAAUGGCUAGAAGCGCCGCAGUUAGCAGAUCCAUGCCGAGAUGCGAAAGUCGUUUUUGGUCGGGCGCGACACUCUGAGUCAUUUAAAAUGCUAUCAAGCGCUUCAAAAUAAAAGCCAAAUAGAGAAUACUUCGUGUAGAGAAACUGAAGACUUCAUAAAAAAAAAAUAUAUAUCUGAAAAAAUGAUAAAUAAAAAGGGUUAUCUAACGAAAUCAAGCCAUUUUCAACUUUAACUUCUAAAGAAGUGGCUCAAAAAUACCAGUAGAAGAUACAUGCCGCGAAAGUCGUUUUUUUGGUCGGAUGCGAGUUGAAAAACGCCUUUGAGCCAAUCAACCAUGCGCCUUUAAAUUAGAAUUAAUCCAGAAUAUUUUCCAUAAAAUUAACUGAAUGACUUUCAUAGAAAAUAUAUAAAACCCAAAAUUUUGAAAGAUGAAAUGGUUUUUUCUAAUAGAAGUCAAGCCUGAGAAGGAUUUCAAUUUGAUUCAAAUUAAUUCUUUCAAAAAUAAAAAUAUUUGUAGGUUUUCGGCGACCCCCAAGUGCUGAGAAGCUAUUAUUACGCGAUAUCUGACUUUGCUGUUGGUGGCAGGUUUGAUAAGAAAAUGUAUUCAUCAGAACUACAUUUUGAACGAUAACUUUUAGAUGCAAAUGCAAUGGACACGCGUCGGAAUGCGUCGGUUCUUCGAGCGUUUCCGGGGAAAAUCGGCUCGUUUGCCGUUGUGAACACAAUACUCAAGGUUUUCAGAGGGGAAUUGCAAAAUAUAGAGAGUAAAUAAAAUAAUUUUUGUAAGAAUGAUAAAAAUUGAAUAGCUAAUUUAUGAAAUUUAUGAAAGCUAAUAGGUAAAUUUCAGAAAAUAAUUAAAAUUAAAUAGCGAAUUUUGCAGAAAAAUAAUAAAAAAAUAAACAGCUACACUUUUUAAAAUCAUUUAAAAAAAUAAAAUUUUUGAAAAAAAAAUCAAGAUUAAAUAAAGAAUUUCAGAUAAGUUUAAUUAAUUUUACUAGUGUAAAUAAUAAGAUUUAAAGUCACCUAAAAAAAUGAAAAUGAGACGGACAAAAAAAUUUUGAAUUUUUUUCAAAAAAAUAAUUGAUCUUUUUUUAAAAUUUUAUUCUGAUGAAAUUGUGAAAAGUGAGAAAAAAAUUUACCGUAGUGAAUAAUUUUUUUAUUGGAGUUUUUUUAACGGGGACAGUGGGGGGGAUCAUCAAAUAAAUGGAAAAUUUGAUUUUUUUAUAAAGAGGCGGUAGCGGGAAAAAGUAUUUAAAACUUUGCCGUGUUCAAAUUAAUUCCUCGAAAUUCAAAAUAGAGAAAGAAAAAAAGAUAACUAAGAUUUUGGAGAGUCAGAGAUAAUUUUUGCAUUUCACGGAAAUGACUUUGAACACGCUUUAGAAAGCAACCUGAUUUCAAAAAAAUCACAAAAAGAUGAUCAUUUUAGAAAGAAACAAAUAAUAGCCCGGAGAAGUUUUUAAGAAGUUUAAUCUCAAAUCAGAAGGAGUUUAAUAAAGAGAUUUUUGUAAUAAAGAUUUUUGGGGACAUUUAAAUUUUUUCGAACUACCGUAAUCCCGGGAAAUUUCGGUUUUUUUGGGGGUCACCUUCUUUAAAAAUUUUAGACCUGAAACGGCUGUGCGUUUUUGAUUAUUUUUCACAAUUCUAAUCCUUUUUUUCCUCAAUUUUUGAAUGAAACAAUUGAUUUUAUCAUUUUCAAGGAGCCGAUUGCAACGAAUGCCUGCCAUUUUAUAACGAUAGGCCCUGGAAAGCCGGAACCGCAAAUGAAGCCAAUGAAUGCGUUGGUUCGUUUUUUUAUAAAUUUGGAAUGGAUUCUAAAUGAUAUAAACUCACAUCCAAACAUCAUUUCACCCUUCACCCAAAGUUUCUAAAAAAAAAAAUGAUUGAUCGAUUUACCUCGUAACGAAUUUUUCGCCUCUAUUCCUCCAAGACGCAGCUAAUUUUUAUUUUUACUUUGCGUUUCACCUUUUUUUUUCUCUACAUUUGGAUUGUAGACUGACGGAGUUCAAAUUGACCUUUGAAGAAACUAUUAUUAAUAAUAAUUCUUCAUUUUCCAGCUUGCAACUGCUCGGAACUCUCGAACCGUUGCUAUUUCGACCAGCAACUUUUCGAGAAAACCGGCCACGGCGGCCAUUGUGUCGACUGCCAGGGCAAUACUCAGGUUCGUUUUGAAAAGAAUGGAGAUUUUAUCAAUAAAAUCGAUUUUCAUAAUUUUCACAAGAAAAACUGACAUUAUUUUCAGGAAAACGAAUUUUUUCAUACCAGAUUGGUUCGAAAAGUUAUAAGAAAUAAAAAUUUUUCAAUAAUAUUGGUUUAUUUUUAUGAUUUUCAUUUGAGAAAAUCGACAGUAGUUUCAGAAAAAUAGGUUUUUUUCUCAUGAAUUUCGGCUUUCAUGGCAUUUUUUUGGUUUUUGGUGUUUUCUACCGAAUUUCAAGCUUGAUUCAUGCAUAAAACUCAGGUUUUAUUCGAAAAUUUGAAAGAAAAAGAGUUUUUUUUUUCAAUAAAGAGGUUCACUAUUUGGGUUUUCAUUCGCAAAAUCGACAGGAGUUUAAGAAAAAGGCUUGUUUUCAAAAAAUUACGGCUUUUUAUGGAAUAUUUCAGAGUUUUUAAAUAACUUUUAAGCUGAUUUGGUUUAUACAGAACACUCAGGAUGGUUUUAAGAGAAAAAUAAGGGUUUCAAAGCAUUUUCUAGCGUUUAUAACUGUGUUAGAAGCAGUUUUGAUUCAUUAAAAAGAAGAUUUUAGGGAGUUCACUGCGAAGAAUGUGUGGCGAACUUCUGGAGACGCCCGCGGGAGAAUUUCUGCAUUUCUUGCGGUUGUAAUGAGGUAUCUCAAUCAUGAAUAUUUCAACUCAAAAUUUUUCCAAUUUAUUAUUUUUUUCGUCGUACCAAAAAAAUUGAGAAAAAAAUUCGUCUUUUUCUGUACAUUAUCUAGCUUUUUCAAUAUGGAAAAAUCAUUUUUUUUUAUUUAUCUACGGGGUGUGAUGAGGCUUAACAGAGAUUUCCUUCAGAUAAAAAAAGUUUUUUUCAUAAUUUUAUUGACUUCAAGGACAUUUUUUUAUACCCGUUGUGUAUACCUGAUAAUUUUUACAAUCCUUGCAAGCUCAGAAAAGGAGAACUUUUUCAAAAAGCUCAAAAAGUGGUUCUCAGAUCGGUUCUCUGAGUUCCCAAUGCGACGCCGAAGGGCAGUGUAAAUGCAAGCCGGGAGUCGGGGGACGAUACUGUGACCAGUGUCUCGACGGCUUCUUCGAGUUCGGACUCAACGGCUGCAGGUGCAGUUCUAGAGACUUUUCCCAGGAACCUUGACAUUCUUUUCAAAAAAAAAUUCGAUAUUAUAUUUGACUUUUUCAUAUUUUCCACUGUCUUACGGAAAUUUAAAACGCUGGUUGAACCAUUGGCAACUAAAAAACUAAAUUAGUCCAGGAGGAAGGGCUUAAUCACGAAUAUUUGGGAAGAAAAGUGGUAGAAGAUCUUUUUAGUCUUGAAGAAUAUAAAAAAAAGGAUUUUUAACUUCAGGUUACGGUAUUGACUCUCUAAUAAAUGAAAUUUCUAACAGCUCAUUUUGAUCCACAACGAACUCUGCAGAUCUUUAAGAAAAAACAUACGAAAAAUUUAGUUAAACCAGUCAAUUUUCAAAGUUUUGGCGUGAGGGCUAUGUGAAAAUUUGAAACUGUUCCAAGUCGAGAUCGUUUUGGAAAAAAUUAUUAGAAAAUUGAACUUGAGAGAGCGAUCGAAAUGUAUUUUGACCUCAACUCGAAUCUAAGGACAAAAUGGCCAAUUUUUAAAAAUUUCUAGACCGAGAACGGUUCUUUAUUUGAAAAUCACUCGGAAGGAGGUUUUGAUCUGCUUAUGUAUGAACAAGACAUAUAGCUGAUUCAAGGCGGGCUUGAUUCAACAAAAAAAAUGGGUCCUGACACGAUUAAAAAAGUGACAGUGCCUGGUUUGUGGAGUGCGCAGACAGGCCACGCCCCCUUAGCGUCCUAAUCCAUUUGUGAAUCAGUUGUGAACCUAAUAAUGUUGUGAAUCAGUUAUAUAAUAACUUUUAAGUUUUCUAGAAACUGUAACUGUGAAGCUGCCGGCUCUGUGGACAAUCAGCCGCGUUGCGACCGCGCCACGGGAACCUGCGCCUGCAAAUCAAACGUCGAAGGUCGUCAGUGCAACAAGUGCAAGCCCGGCUACUUUGAUCUGUCCAAAGAUAAUCAGGUUUUUCUAGUCGAAACGUUUUCAUGAUCUUAUUGAAAAAAAACUAAUCAGGAAAGUCAUUUCACUUUGAGAUUGGAAGCCGACUAGCAUGUUCCCUAUAGGGACCAUUUUUCCAAGCUUUAGGGACGACUAUAGGGAAGCUAAAGUGGUCCCCAGGGGGUCUUUAAAGACUCAUAAGACUUUCCCUAUAGGGACCACUAAAGGGGAGCUGAAAUGAACUCUAGGGGGUCUUCAAGGGGCUCCUAAGGAUUUCCGUGUAGGGACCAAUUUUGCAAGCUUUAAGAAACACUAAAAGGGAUCAUUAGAGAGGUCGUUUCAAGGUCUCCUAAAGCUUUCCCUAUCAAGAUCACUUUUGCAAGCUUCAGGGACUGAAAUAGGUGGGGCUGGAGUGAUCCCUAGGGGGUUCUUUGAAAGCUCUCAAGGCUUUGACUAUAGGGGCCACUUUUCGAAGCUUUAAGGGCCACUAUAGGGGAAACUAAAGUGAUUCCUAGUGGGUCUUCAAGAGCUCUAAGGAUUUCCCUGUAGGGACCACUUUCUCAACCUUCAGAGACUGAAAUGGGUGGGGCUGGAGUGAUCUCUAGGGGGUCUUUAAGGUCUCCUAAAGCUUCCCCUAUAAGGACCACUUUUGCAAGCUUUAGGGACUACUGUAGGGGACCUAAAGUGGUCUCUAGGGGGUCGUGAAAAGCUCCUAAGGCUUCCGGCUUUCUCCGACUUUCAUAGGUUUUUCUCCCCAAAAACUAGAUUUGUCCAGGUUGGAGUUUUUUUUUGUCUGGUAUUGUAGGAUUAUUCUGACCAAUUACCAGCAUAUUCCGCAAAGCAAAGUUAAAAAAAACCUUCCUUUUUUGUGAGAAAUAUUUGAUUUUCUAGGCCGGCUGCACGCCUUGCUUCUGCUACGGCCACUCUUCGAUUUGCUCCACGGCUGAUGGAUAUUUCGCCAGAAAUGUUUCCAGCCGAUUCGAUGGUGAUAAGGAAAAAUGGACGGCGAUUUCGAGGCUCGGCGUCAAGGAUACUCAAUGGGCGGAGCUUGAUAAAGCUGUUGCGGUGAGAAAUCGGGCAGUUUUGGGGAGGAAUAUGGAUGUAUUAUAACUGAGUUUUGAGCAAAAAAGGAUUGAGAGUCCAAGCGAUUUGUUCAAGUGAUUAUAAAUUCAUUCCUGUUAUAACUUUUUAACCUUUUCCGGAAGCUGAUAAAUGCUGUAAAAAAAUAUUUUUUUAACGAUUGAAGGCCAAAUUUAGCGAUUCGAAAAAAAUUAGAAAAAAAUGAAAAAAACGGUUCUUCAAAUUUUUUUGAAAUAGAGAAGGAGGCCAAUUUCGUUCAUAAUUUUAAAAAAAUUAUCAAGAUCUAAAAAAAGAUCCCUUAGUCAGCUGACUGCACAAAGUUCUAGUUUUUGAGAUAAAUGACUCUUCAAAUUCGCGAAAUAUGUAAGCCUAAAUUUUUCAAUAGAUAUCAACUAUAAGCCUUAAUUUUCUCUGAAGUAUAGAUUUUAUGCCCAAAUUUUCCAGUAAGAAUUAAUUUUAGGCCUGAAUUUUCAAUAAAAAACGAGGGAUUCACGCCUAAAUUUCCUAAUAAAUGAGGUUUUUAAGUCUAACUUUCCGAACUUUAAAAAUUAUUAGCUUGAAAAUGAGAAGUGUCAACUGGUAGAAAAUGUGCCUAUCUUCCUCUAGACUUUCGCCGAAUGUUUUAGAAAACUUUCAAAAACUAUAAAUUGCAAAAAGUGACCUCCCUUGCAAGUAACAACUCCUUUAUUCGUAGGUCUCCGACACGGAAAACCUCCCGGUCUACUUUGUGGCCCCGGAACAGUUCACCGGAGACCAAAGGUCCAGUUAUAACCAAGACCUCGUCUUCACUUUGAAAGUCGCCAAACAUCCCACCAACCAGGACGUUAGGUUUGAAAAUCCGAAUAAAAGGAUUAGACGACGAUUUCUGGUUUCAGCGACGUCGUGAUCGUCGGGGCGGACCGUCAGGAGCUGUCGACUUCUAUCACUUCUCAAGGGAAUCCGAUGCCGAGCACGGAUCCCAAGGUUGAACAUUGUUUUUGUUUGGAAUAGCUAAUCGUGAUUUUUCCUGUCAAAAAUAUUCGUUGCUCAUAUCACAAAAAUACUCAUUGCUCAUAUUGCUUCAUUGAGAUCUUAGGGGCGAAGCUUGAAUAACGACUUGACAUUCAAAAUCUGAACACUAGAACGAUUGUUUUACCCUUGUUACGAAAAAUCAAGGUUACGAUUUGGAAAAUUCUAGACCUUUUUUAGACGCAUUGCUCAUUUUAGCGCCCAAAUACUCAGCUUAGCAGAUAGAUGUUGACAAGAAACUGCUCACUUUGAUAGUUUUUUGCUCAUCUCAUAGUUUUUUCAGGCCUUUUAAAGGGUUUUUCCUCUUUUAAGCUUACCCAGAAGCUUCCUUGGGAUUUAUCUUAUGAUAUAUUGCUCAUUUUUGCUAAUUAUAGUACUUUGGGGCUAAUUUUCGACAAGAAAAAUGUUUUCCUUGAAUUGAAAAUUCGAAUAGAGAGUUGUUAAUCAGAAAUUGCUCACUUUGCUCAUCUUAUCUCAUUAUGAUUGUUUUUCAGCGUUUUACAGUGUUUUUAGUUUUUUUUUUUUGGUCCCACCUUACACCGCUCAUGUUAGCUCAUUAUAAUCUUUUGGUGCAGAUUUUAGACUUUUGGUUUUUAAGCUCGAUUAAGAACGACCUUUUCAUUAGCUCGAAAUUCAAAAGAACCAAAAGAAAAUCCAACUUUAAGACUUACCGGUUCCGUCUCCACGCUGACCAUUCCUAUAACUGGCAUCCGAAAAUCAAUGAACUCGAUUUCAUCGGAAUCCUCUCCAAUGUCACCGCGAUCAAGAUCCGCGGAACUUAUUCCUAUCGAGGUUUUUGGUUGAUUAGAAAAUCGAAUCUCGAAAAAAUGAAAUCAGAUAUUGGCUAUUUGUCGAGUGUGGACCUUGGCACGGCUGGAAUCGUUGCUUCGGCGACAAAUCCAAAAACGGCGACUUGGAUCGAGCAUUGCGAUUGCCUGCCUGGGUGAGGAUUACAGGGGGAACAAAUGGAAACUUCUGAAAUUUAAGAAAAAAACGGAAAAAAAUUCAAGAUCGAUGGUCAGGUAUUUAAAAAAAUGAAGAAAAAAAUAGUUAGAUCCUUUUUGAUGAUAAAGGGGCAUAUUGAAUAAAGGGAAGACUAGAAUAACCGAGCCUAAAAAAACGAUAAUAAUAAUAAUAAUAAUUAAAAAAACCAGAAAAAUUUUUUUGGGCCGAUGUUUGAAACGUUCUAACCUGUAUAUUUUUCUCUUUUUGACAGUUAAGUUGAAAAAUUGAAUGAGUAAAAUAUCAAAAACUUAUUUUUUUGAUAACAAAGUUGUAAGUUGAGUAAAGGAAAGGUUUGAUUAUUCAGCCCAAAAAAAGAAGUUCUACUGAAAUGAGUUGAAAAUAACAGUUAGGAAGCUUUUCUUGAAGUUAAGAUUUGAAAAUUCUGACCUGUCUGCACUCUCCUUUCCCUCAUCGAUAGAGUCCGAAAAAUAGUAAGCAAACUGGAGAGAGCGCAGAGAAAUCAGAGAUUUCUAAGUUAUGAUGAUUGGCUCGGGAAUUGUUUAAAAAAUGUAGCUCCAGAAAUUUUUGCCUGAAAUGGACCUUUUUUCCAAGAAGUUCGUGUUUUUUGGGUCUAGAAUUCAGUUUUUCGAAAGUUAACUGUAAAAAUAAACCUUCAAUGAAAGCGAAAUAUUCAUCAGCAUCCCUAGACGGCUACUAUGAUCUCAAAAAUCUCAAUAUGCAUAUACGUGUAUUUUAUCAACUGUGAUAUCUAAUGUAUUCCCUUUCCGGUGAAGUCACUCGUGAGGGUGACCUAAAACCGGUUCUUAACCUUAUUUAUUCUUUUCACUUUGUGGAUGAGUAAAUUAUUAUUAUUAUUAUUAAAAUAAAUCUGAGAGAAAGCCUUCAUAUUAAAUAUUUCUACCAAGAAUUUGCUCUCUACUGAUAACUAGCUUAAAAUUCUCUGUAUUUUCACCUUUCCUCCUUUUUUGUUUGAAAGCUUUGAAAUGUAUCAUGUUACUGUUUUGUAUCUUAUUUAGAAGCAAAAUCUGAGUUUUUGAAUUGUUUCUGUCAUCCCUUGUUUUAAUCAGAUUCGUCGGUCAAUUCUGCGAAUCUUGUGCUCCCGGCUUUCGUCGCGAGACCAAAUACGGCGGUCCCUUCAAUCGCUGUGUGAAAUGCGACUGUCACGGACAUUCGGACAGUUGUGAGGCGGAAAGCGGUGAGGAAUCGGGUCUCGAACAGAAAUUGAAGAGAUUUUAAUGUUAUUCCCGUUUCUGAGGAACAAUUUUCAGAAGGAAUAUACGAUUUUUCUUUUAGUCUACUUAAAACAGAGAUAAGUUAAAUUUUUAUAAAAUACGUAAAAGGUUCAUUUACAAAAAAAUCAACAAUUUUUUUCUUUUUCUCUUAUUCAAGCGUUAAGAAUUUUUUUGCUUAAAAUUUUUCUCCACAUUUUUUUGUCUUUGGGCCUAACUCUUGAAAUCCAUUUUUUUAAAGAUUAAGAAUAAAAGCUUUGAAGGCGCCUGCAUUUGUGAGGAUAACACAGCCGGGGACACUUGUGAACGCUGUGCUCGUGGAUUUUACGGGGACGCUUUCAAAGGAACUCCCGAUGAUUGUCAGGUUUGCAAAAGAUGUUGUGGAGUACAAGCAGCUCUACGACAAUGGCGGUUUUCAUUUUCCGAGGAGUACUGUAUGAAAAGUCCGCACUUGGGCGUGUUUGCACACUUUGAGUGGCCCCUUUUUACCCUGCUUUUUCCAAUAGUUCAGAAUUAGUAGUUGACAUAUUUCAAUCAUAUCCUAUAGGUGGAAUACACUCGAAUAAAAUUUAAAAGAAAAAUGGAAAAAGUCUGCAUACACAGAACAUGCUAUACAUGCUAAAUGCGGACUUUUACAUACAGUACUUUUCGAAAAAAAACUUUAAAAAAUCGCUAUUGUCGUAGCAUCGUAUGAAUAGCUUUAAGAGAAGAAUUCUCAUUGGCUUCCUGGCCUGGUUUAAAAAUCUUUCUUCCGUUUUUUUUUUCCAAAAAAUUAUUUUUCCAAUCAUAUUAAUAUUAUUGCACGGAAAUUCAUACAAACGAAAAAAUAAAUUUCCUGAUUUUCAGGAAUGCCCCUGUCCAGAAAAUGGACCUUGUAUUCUUCACACUGAUGGCGAUAUUGUAUGUACUGAAUGUCCCAAUGGAUACACUGGAAGAAGGUCUUUUUUUUGAAAAAAGAGAAAGUAAUAGAAUGAAAUCGAUAAGAUGAGUUACUUUGAAGCUCGAAAUGACCUGUAGUUUCUAUUUUUGGCAAUUCUCAUCGUGUUUUUCAGAUUAAGCAGCAUCUUUUUAGUCUAAAGAUGUUCGAAAUUAUUUGAUUUUGUCUCAUAAUAGAAAAAGGCUCUUUUUCGAAAACUACUCAUUUUUCCAUUUUUCAUGGGUUUUUGAGUUCAAAUACUUUACAUAAAAAGCUCUGAAUAGGAAGUGAAAAUUUAAAAAAGCCAUUUUAUGUUUUAUGCCUUGAUUUAUUCAUUCAUUCUGAGACAAUUCGACCACUUUUGAUUUCAAACAUUCCCAGGUGCGAAGAAUGUUCCGACGGCUAUUUUGGAAGCCCCAAAAAUGGGGCCGAAUGUAAGGAAUGCGCUUGUUCGGGCAAUAUCGAUCCUAACUCGAUCGGCAAUUGUGAUAGGUUUCCCUUGCUCGAAAACUUGAUUUUAAUCAAGAUGAAUGAUCUUCAGAAUCACCGGAGAAUGCAGAAAGUGCGUGUACAAUACGGACGGAUUCAACUGCGAGAAGUGUCGGGCCGGAUUCUGGGGCGACGCUUUGAAAGAGCCCAAGGGGAAUUGUCAGGCUUGCGGGUGAGAACAGAGAAAAAAAACGAUUUCAUGAUCGCGAGAGUGACGCGAUACCGCGAGCAAAAUCGCUCACCUCUCGCUGCGGCAUCGCAAACUCCUCGCGUUUAUUCGCUGUCUAAAAUGCUUCUCUGAAUGACAAAAAAAGAACAACACAGUAUUAUAAACGCGGGAGACGCGAUACCGCGAGCGAUAUCGCUCAUCUCUCGCAGCGAUAUCGCUAAUUUCUCACAUUAAAUCGCUCUCUGAAGUUUUUGAUUUCGAUCGAUUUCUUUUUCGAAAAAUAUAAGGAAAGUUCUGUAUCUCACUAAUCUCACUAAAAGCUUGGAAAUAGUCAAACUCCUGUUCAACACGCUGGCCCUGUUACUUCGAAUCCAAUGUAUAGCUUGAAUGGAAGACGCUUCAAAGAUUCGGAUUAGCGGACCCGACGUUCAUAGUCUCACACGAAUUACUUAAUGCAUCCAUUAUCUGGCAACAAAAGUCCCAGCAAAGUUGAAGUUUGUCUCGAAAAAAAUUUUUAUUAAAAAAAUAGGGAAGUGGUGCGCGGCCGUUGUUGGCAUUGGGCUCCGUCAUAUCAUCGUAGAUUUUGGACUUUACAUCCUGUAAAACUUCAGAUUAUGGAAAAAGUCAUAUUAUUUUAAAAAAUCAGGUUAUUUCUUGAAAUUUUCGGCUCUCGCAGUUUUCGCGAACAUUACAUGGGGGCGGGGAUGUUUUCUGUAUAUAAAAAACCCCGCUUUGAAGCUAAACUGAUACAUGUAUCCUGAUUCUGAAACACUAUUCGACUCUGUUACUCGUUGAAACGCAAAAGUACGCUUUUUUGACAUUUGAGAGUACCUUCACCUCUAAAACUCACAGGGUCAGAUUUCCAAGGUUUUAGUAACUCUCUUUAAGUACCAAAGGAAAAGCUCUGUUCUGCGCGUUUAAAGCUACUGUAGAUAGUAAAUCCUUCCCGAAUUGUAAGGCAAGGAAGGCGGAGCAGGGGCGGGACGCGUAGCUUGUGCGUACGCGGUUCUUGGCGCGAGUCCAAUUCAAGAGCCGCUCUUUUUGUAGCUAUUCUAUUAUUUUUCAAUUCACAAAAGAAAAAAAAUGAUCAAGAGUUGAAAAAUGAAUGAAAAGAGCGAUAAACGAGCUCUCCAAAUAGUCGCUGGACCUAGAAUUGAACUCGUGCCGAGAACCACGUCCCGCCCCCUUCUCCGCCUCCCUCACUUUUCAAAUCAGGAAAAAUUGACUAUAUUCAAGAAGCAUUUGGUAACUUUCAACCAGUCACUUAAACCAUUUGAUGAAGACUGCCAUUUGUUUCUAAACAACUAGGCCGGUUAAAACUGGGAAAAGAGAUCCGUGGUUCCUACCCUGGAACGAAACUAAAGAGACUUCUAGUUCUUAUGAAAGUGUUACGAGGCUACUUCACAAUAAUAGCAUUUUCCACGAAGUGAGAGUUAUACCUUCAACUGUUCUCGACUCCUUCUUCUUUCCCGUCGCGCCUACCAUCUCGUCGAAGAAUUGCUGCCUCCCUCGGUGGAUAGAGCAGCUAAGAAUAAGCUCCGAGGGACUUGACUCGUCGCGUUGAUUUUUUUUUUCUCUUAUCUCGAAAGUUCAUCUCAGUUGUUUUUCCACGUUAGAAAGGACUUAUUUCGGUUCAUCAUUAUCUUUUGACGUUGCUUUAUCGUUUUAAGGAAGAAAUACUGUGUUCUAGUGCAAAAAAAGUUAUCGGGCUACCUUUUUCUGUAGUUUUUUACUCGUCCAAUCUUUUUUAGCCGCGAAACGCGCGAUUUAAUGGCUUUAACUUUGUUUAUAUUAGGUAUUUUUCCAAGAUUCCUUUUUUCAAACGUUGUAGGGAACAUGAGCUACACAACCAUAUGAAAUAAUUGAAAUCCAAUGGUUUCUGGAAAACCGCCUGGGGUCCUUUUUUAGUUUUCUUUGUCUUUCUUAUAGCCUGACUAGACCCUGAAUUUUUGUCAAACAUAAAAACGUCCCCUAUGGAGCAUUUUUUUAUAGAAAGUUGAGAGUUGAAGGUGGAUUUGAUCCCCUUUUUUAAUGUCACAUUUUUUUGGGAUCUUUUUGAGGAAUUAUAUAAUUUUUUUAAAAAGUUUUUUUAUUUGCUGGGCAUGAUUCUGUGUCAGAAGCAAGCUUUGAAACUUAUUAUCCCAAAAACCAGAAAAAAAGUCCUUGUUUAGAUAUUUGGAGGUAUUCAAGAAAAAUUUCAGCUUCCCGGGCCCAUACAUCGGCUGGAUCCCAACCCAGCCAUUUGCGCGAAAAGAAAUUUGAAAGGUGCUGAGAUAGGCCGCACUUUUCGGGGCAGGCUGCGGUUUGAGGGGGGUAGGCCGCACCCCGGGGUGGGAUCCAGUCGACGUAUGCUCGAGCCUUUAGAUUUUCUCUCCUCAGUCCUGAAAAGAAGAUUUUUAGGUGUUUUGCCCCUGGCACCAAGCGACCCAACAACGACUACAACCUCCUGGAAUGUCGCCAAUCCGAUGGCCAAUGUGACUGUCUUCCCAAUGUUGCUGGACUUCAAUGCGACGAGUGCGCGGUUUCGGAAGAUUGUUGACUUUUCGAACCAAAAUUGGAUGCUUCAGCGCGGCUUCUACAACAUCUCUUCGGGAAUCGGCUGUCAGGCCUGCGACUGCGACCUUCUCGGCUCGGAAAACGAGACUUGCGAUCUCUCCACCGGACAGUGCAACUGCAAGCCUGGAGUGACGGGGAAACGGUAAGAAUCGGGUUGAAAAUCGAAGGAAAUUUGACAAAAAGACGACUAAAUCUCUUUUUUUGCGCACUAAUGAGGAACGCCGGAGAGUUCCCUAUAGUGUCCUAGGAGGUCCCCCUCUAGGAACAACCCUAACUCCCCCUAUAGGGGCCACUAAAGCUUGCAAAAGGGGCCCCUCUAGUGGUUUUAUUUAGAUGUCCCUGUAGAUCAUUCUAUAGCAGUUUAGAAGUAGAAGCAUUUCCAUGCGAAAAGCUCAAUAAAUUACCGUCAUUUGAAUGAAGGGAAAACUAUCUACACAGUGUUUUUACCUUCAUAAUCAAAAUCAUAAAAAGGAUAAAAACUCCUAUAGGGACUACUUGAGCUUUACGGGCUCACAGGUCAGACUCUUAACUCCUAGAGGGAUCACUUCAAUUCUGCAACCCUUUUGAAAAUGUUAAAGUAGCGGUGAAUGAACUUUAAUUGAUUAUUUUUUUCAGAUGCUUUUAAAAUUUGAUUUUUGGAAGUUUUUAGCCAAUAGAAAGUGUGUCCAUUUUCGGAUGCUGGACUUUAAUAUCGGAUUUUUUUUUUCUGCUCUGCCAGCUCAAGUUUUUUGAUCAAAUUUACGAUAUAUCAACUAAAAUUCGCGAAAUCCAACAAUAUGAAGAAAGAAUUAUUUCCCAGAUUCCUGAAUAUUUUCAGAUGCGACCAAUGCUCGCCCUACCAUUUCGGCUUCAGUGUCAAUGGGUGCCAAUUUUGCGACUGCGAAUCGAUUGGAAGUGAAAGCGCUCAGUGCGAUGUGGUCACUGGUGCUUUUUUCGUCAUAUUUCCAAAUUCUGAACAAAGUUGUCAAAAAAAAAAGGAGUUGGAGAAGAAGAAAAAAAGCUUCCUUCUUAAAAAAAAAGCAUUUCUUAACUACUUUUGAGAUCAAUCCUUAGAAACAGAAUAAAUAUUGAAAAAAAAAACGAUUUUUUCAAGAGAAAGUCUUCUACCUUCCAUGUACAUAUUUACAUUUACAGAAAAAAGUCAUAUCACUUUUUUUGUCUGCGGAAAAUUGGCCAGAGAACUUAUUGAAGUACUAAAUGAAGCUCCUGGAAGCUCCAACUUGCACAAAUUUUUAGUUUUCGAGAAAAGUCGCCUGAGGGUCAAAGAAACCUCUUUUUUUGCCACUGUCUUUCGUUUAAAAAAAAGUUUCAUUCGAUUUGAACGACGGAGAAAAAAGUUACAUUUUUUUUUGGUGUUUUCCCUACCGUAAUCCUAAAAAGGGGCGGAGCUGCUUUUAGUAGUUGUUUUCUGCAGAAAAAUCCUUGAAAAUUUCGAUAUUCUCAGGCCAAUGCCUUUGCCGGCAAAACGUCGAAGGAAGACGAUGUGACCAAUGCGUCGAGAAUCGGUACGGAAUCGUCUCCGGCUGUCUUCCGUGCGAUGAUUGUUACGGAUUGAUUCAGGUCUGGUGUUGAAAAAUAAAUUGGGAAAGGAAGAAAUUUAAAAAAAGGUAUUCAAAAUGCCUCAGGAGAAGCUCAGAAAAAAAUAAAAUAAUUUGAAAAAACUUAUAUAAGGCGCCAAAAAGUAAUGAAGCGAAAAAUAUCAGAUUUUUGAGAAAAUAAAUUUUCUAUUUUUUUGCCGUAUUUUUCUAGAUUUUUGAGGUUAUUUCUGUGUUUUAUAUAGUUUUUUAAUAUCGUUCACAAAUAACUUACGUUGUAAUAUUUUCCAUCAUUUUAAGGACAAUUUAUCCAUAGAGCGCACAAGUUUCAGCUUCUCAAGGCAAUUUUUGUAUAGUCUGUUCAGAUUUUGAAUGUCAAGUGCAAUGACGUCAUUCAAAAAAACUCUGUGGAUGGCUCGCUCUGUGGUUGGUUUAUCGCACCAAUAGGGGCGGAGCUUGAGCGACGACUUGACCAAAAUCUGAACAGACUAUAGUCUAGACACAUUUUCUUUUACUGGAGCAGAUUAAUGUACAGAAAUCGUCCAUAAUUUUUUUGUUGAAUGAACUUUAUUGCUUAAAUUUUUGAUUUCUGUGGAGUUUUACCUUGAAAUUUUCAUUUUCCUGACAAAUUAUCCGUAGAGCGUACAAGUUUGAGCUUCUCGAUUUUUUGGGCUCCAACCAUUUCAAUGAGAUUCAUUCCAAUGUGUACCUUGCUUUCUUAGAACUUUUCUUCAGGACAAAAAUUCAAAAAAAUAUUUUCCAGACGCGAGUGAACGCUUUCCGAGGAACACUUAAGGGUUUGGACGCGGCUCUCAAAGAAAUUAUUGAAAAUCCGGCCCCGGUAAUUUUCCUCCUUGAAAUUUCCUUUAAAAAAAAAUACUUUUUCAAGAAAAACGACGCGAUUUUCGACGAUCACGUGAAGAAGGUUGCGUUUGAAGUGACGCUUCUACAAGAAACUGUCACGAAAAAAUUGGGUUUCAGAGAUUUUUUCGAGCUCAAAAAUGCUCGCAUUUUCCAGAGUCUGGCGAGACGCCAAUCGUCGGGAAAAUGGCCGAGUUGAGGAAAGAACUGGCCGAAGCCCUCGCUGGAGUCAAUGGCAUCGAUGAAUUCGUGAAAACUGCCAAGGAGGAUGAUGAAACCGUCAGGACCGGCCUGAGGAGAUGGGCCCUUGUUAGCGGUGAUUUUUACAGUUUUAUUUUGGUUCACUGUUUCAAAGGGAGUGUAAUAUCAAGUUGAAGUGGGGUCAAAAUGUUUUUGUGCAAGCGGUUUGAAAAAAGUUUAAUCUUGGAAAUGAUUUUGGCACGUCGAUUAGUUUCACAAAAAAAAACGAAAUUUCGUUUUUUGUGGUUAGGCGCCUUUAAAUUUGAGUGAAGAAGUUAGAAAAAGAAAUUUUUCUCAGUUAAUAGUUUGAUGAAUAAGUUGAAAAAAACAUAUUUUAUCAUCUUAAAAUAAUUUUUUUACUCAAUUUGAUGAUUCUCAGAACCGGCUUGAGAAGUUGGGCCCUUGUCAGCAAUGAUUUUUUUGGGUUUUUCUUGUGUUUUUGCAGUCAAAUAAAAUGAAGUGAAAAAAAUAUAGGAAUUUUACUCGUUUUUUUAAAAUUGAAGUUGAACGAUAUGGCAUCACGAUAAUUCUUCUUUUCUCUUCGAAAAUUAGCGUCGAGAUCUCCUGAUUCAAGCUGUCGAUGCGCCUUUAAAUUUAACAACAGAAUUUGGAAGAGAUUUCAUUUUUUCGCGAGAAGAUGGGCUCUUGUUAGCGGUGGUUUUGGGGUUUUAUUAUUGUUCACUGUAGCAAAGUGAGUAUAAAAUGAAAUUGAAGUAGGCUCAAAGUGUUCAAUUGAUUGUUGUGGCUUCAAAAAUUUUAGAAUUGGAAAUGCUUUUUAAUAAUAAGUCUGUUCAGAUUUUUAAUGUCAAGUGCGAUGACGUCAUUCAAAAACACUCUGUGGAUGGCUCGCUCUCUGAUUGGCUUAUCGGGUCAUUAGGGGCGGAGCUUUAGAAGCGACUUGACCUUUGAAAUCUGAACAGACUAUAAAACGUCGUUAUAAACUUUGAUCGUAAGCUUAGGAAAAAUUUGUAUAGGCUGUGUAUGCGCCUUUAAACUUGACGGCAAAAGUCGAAAAAAAAAUUGAUUUUUUUAGUUAAAAAAAUUUAAUGAAACGAUGGUAAACUUUUUGAAUUGAAAAAUAUAUUUUUUUAUCAUGAUUUGUCUUCGAUUUCAUUUUUGUGAGACCAGUUGGAAAAGAUAAGCGAGUUUUAUUGCUUGUUUUUCGAGUUUUCGCGAAGUUUACUGUAGCAAAUUUAGCAUAAAAUUAGGUAAAGAAGGUAGGAAGGUUAGUCGUAUAUAUCUGGAAAAACUUAUCGAUAUCGAAAUUAAUUUGAACGAUAUGAAGUCAUGAUAACUCGUUAAAGUCAACUUUUUUCUCUACCCAAAAUAGUCAAAAUAUCUUGGUUAGUGCUGUCGAUGCGCCUUUAAAGGACGCAAGUUAUGAGAGGGCUAAUAUUUUUUUCAAAGAAAAAAAGAUAGAUCAGAGGAGUUUUCAUCAAUUUAGAGACAAUUUAAAAAAAGAAGGAGAAGUUAUGAGUCUGAAGAAUGAAAAAAAUUUUUUUGUUUUUUUCUGAAGCCCAGUUAACUGUUUCAUCAAUUUCAUGAAGACAAAAUUUUUUGUUAUCAAGAAUUAAUGUGUGAAAGCAUUUAUAGUUACUAAAUCUAGAUAGAGUCUCCCCUGUUGAGAGAAAUCAAUAGAUUUUCAAUUUAAUCUCUUCAAAAUGUCUUUUUUGCUUCAACAACUAUAAUAUUUUCCCUUGAAUUUCAUACGAAAAUAUGUUCGAAUUAAUUAUUUCCAGCCGACGCUAGAAGUGAACUAGAAAAUGCGCUGCAUUACUUGUUGGAAGAAGGUGCAAAACACUCGGAGUUGGCCAUUUCGGCCAGCAAAAAGUACGGAGAGCAGAGUGAACAGGUUUGUGAGGCGUUGCGGUUGCGUCGCGGCUGGAUUUUUUUCUUUUAAAGGAAAGUAUUUUUUUAGAGUUCACUAGUUAUUAUAAAUCUGACAGAAGAGUUUUUGUGACAUUUUUAGCUCAUCUCACAGUUUUAGUUGAAAUAUAUAUUUUCCAAAAUUCAAAAAUAUUCAAUAGAGUUUUUUCUGACUGGCAGAUUGCUGAUGCGUCGCGGCUCGGUUUUAACUUUUUUUUUAAAGAAAUUUCAAAGACACCCAACUAUUGUAAACUCAAAAGAAGGAUUUUGUGAUUUUUGUUGGAAAAACUUUGAAAAAAAAAACCUCGGCAGAUGUCGAUUUUGGCCCAAACAACUCGGGAAGAAGCUGAAAAACAGACGAAAUUGGCCGGAGAGAUCGAGGUUUUGGCUGAAACGGCAAUCAAAUCUUCGACGUUGGCACACAAGGAAGCCAGUGACGCCAUUUAUGGAGGUAUAUAAUCGAUUUUCAAAAAUCAUUUCAGGUUAAAAAAUUUAUAUGGAACUGAAUCAAUUUAACGCUUUUUUCAUCAAAAAAAAAAGAAGUUUUCAAAGAAAAAUGGUCUCAAAACGAUAACUACAGUAAUCUGGCUUUUUCAAGUUUUUUAAAAGCUUAAAUGCUCGAAAAAACGCGGAUGGAAAUGGACUCACUAAAAAGCUUAUAAUGUAAUAUUUAAGGUAAAAGCUCGAAUAAGUUUUAUUGAAAAUUUUUUUGCAAGUCCGGAAUUAAUUUUUGCCAUUUUUAAACUUUGUUAAAACAUUCAAAAAAAGAUUUUUUUGGAGGUCCUCACGCGAUUUUUGUACAGUAAUCUUACAGUAGAAUAACCGAGAAGUGAAUAGAAAUUUUUUUAAUGUUAAUUAUUUUUCUCCUGGUUUUCCAGUUUUUUUCUAUAAAUUUUUUUCCUUUCGAUUCGAAAAAUAUAAAAAUAAAUUUACAUUUAAAUAAAUUUUUUUGAAAUUAAAUUUUUGUUUCAGGAGAACAACUUUCGAAGCAGAUUACUGAACUGAAGGAACGCCACGUGCAGCUCAACGAUUCUCUCGUCAAGUGAAUGAUUUGUCUCAGUUUUUUUCCUGGAAAAUGAAUUGAAAAAAAUUAGUAAUUCUUGUUUUUAUAGUUAAUUCAUGACGGCUUCUUGAAGCUAUCGAAGAAGUUUAAUUGGAAUUUUUUUUAGAUUUAAAUUUACUUAAAACUCCUCGAAAAAAAUCUUGAAGCUGUAAAAAAGUUGUUCAUUCCUAUUUAAAGGGGAUUCGAUGCUGAUUUAGAAGUGAAGAUUAUUGAUUUUUCUCAUUCAGAACGCUGAUUCUAUCGGAAGAACAGAAAAAAGCGGCCGAAGAUGCGAAUAAUCUGGCGGCGCUGUCUCUGACCAACGUCGAUGGAGUCCGACUUCCCUCAGUCAAUCCGAAAGAUGUACUGUUCCUGAGCUCAUUGGUCUAUACAAAGAAUCGCUUUUUCCCCCUUAACAGUUCAAAAAAACGUAAUAUUUAUGAAUUUAUUUGUCUCAACUUUUUUUCUAAAAAUCUAUAAAAAUUUGUUUUUUUCCAAUAUCCAAAAUUAUUUUUUUCUUCUUUUUCUUUGCCAUACAUACAGUAGGUUUUUUCUUGGAAAAAUUAAAGGCGUUACAAUUUUGAUGUUAUUCGUGGAAAAAAAGUUUUUUUACUACUAUUUUCUAUAAGCUGUACUAUUUUUUAUUUUAUUUAUCUAAGAAGGAAAUAGAGUCUCAAAAAUGUACAAAAUUUGAUUUUUAUUAUUUUAUUCAUCAAAUAAGUCUUUUCGUUGUUUUUCCUAUAACUUUUUUUAUUUCCCGAAGGUAUGGGAAAAAAAUACGGGAUUAAACAGAAAGUUUCAGUUUUUUUGAGCUGUUUUGUCCGUUUUUUUGCAGACAGACUUGUUUUUAGAACUUAUAUGAAAAGGAAUUCGAGAAAAUCAUAAAUUUGCAGCUCAAAGAAGAAUCGAAGAGGAUCGCCGAGGAAGCCGCGACGAUUGUGGAAAACUCGAAGAAGGAAAAAAAGCGACGGCCAAGGCGUUGUUUGACAAGGUUUUUCGUGAAAUUUUGAUAAAGUUUCCAUAUUUUGGAGUUUUUUAAGGUUAGAAGCUCGAAAAAAAAGUCUAGAAAAAAAUUCGUGUCUAACCAGGGAGAUUAAAAAAAACUAAUGAAUGGAUUAGUUGACUUUAUCUAUCACUAAAAAAACAAAGGUAAAUAUCGAUUGAAUGAUUGAUUGAUCGAAAAAAGGAAUUUUUGAGUUUUUUGAAUGAAUCUUCUAGGAUUUUGAAGAGUUUUUGAUCCAAAUAACUCUGGAAAAAUGUUAUUUUAUCUUUUUUUUUUAAUUGAAUCUGAACCUUGAAAGUUUUUUAGGCCGAGCGAAUUGCGGCAGAGGCCAAGAAUGAACUACAAACAGUGCAGGAUCAACAGACGGUAAUUCUGGAGUCCAAGAUUGAUAAAAUCUUGAAUUACUAAAGAUUGCCGACCAAUUGAUGGCCGAUGUCGAUGUGGCGAGAGCCAAAUCGGAAGAUUCUCUCAAAUUGGCUGAAAGGACCCUGAAAGACGCCGAAGCGACCUUGGAGACUUUGAUGGGUUUGUGGAGCAAAAAUUUGAGAAAUUGAGAAACUAAUCUUUCCAUAUGGUUAAGCUGAAAUUUGGACCAAACAAAAAUAUUUAAUCGUUGUGAAAAAACGCAUGGGGCAAACUCUAUGGAACACUUAAGAGGUCCCUCAAGGACUAAUUGGACAGAACACUGAAAUAGCCACUGAAAGCACCCCUAUAGAAACUAUUAUUUUGCUUCUGAGUGACCACUUUAGUAGUUUUUGUAGUCUAGUAACAUCACUCAGACUUUUAAAGUGGCUAUUAAAACGUAAAAUCCCUAAAAUGGCCACUUAACAUUUUCUCAGGAACUAGUGUUUUUCCAAAAAUAAAUAUCGACUUUUCAGCCUUCAACGAACGGAUCGAAGCUUCCCGAAUGGUGGCCACGGAAGAACUGAAAAAACUGAAAGAGAUCAACGACAACUUGGACAAGGCGGAUGACGUCACCAAGGGGACUGAAGGAAUCUUGGGCGACGCCGUCAAGAAGGCACAGAAGGCCAAAGAACUCGCUUCUGAAGCCGGAGAUGACGUCAAGAGUGUGGAGGAGGUACGGGGAAGGCGUGAAAGAAAAAAAAUUGUUUUGGAAUUGAAAAUCAAGUUUUUCCUAAUUUAGAAAAUAAUGGAAAACCUGGGAAAGGACGAUUUUUUUGUAACUAAUCGAUUUUUUUCUGAUAAGAAAAAUAAGGAAAAAAACCUUGAAAAACAACCGUUUUUUUCAAAUCAUAAUAGAUUUUCCCUAUAAGAAAAUAAUGAGAAACCUUGGAAAUGACAGCUUUUUGAACUAAUAAGUUUUGAAAUUUAAGAAAAAUAAAUCAAGUUCCUUUGAAAAGGACAGACAGUUUUCAAAGCUAAUAAUAGAUGUUUCCGAUAAGAAAAUGAUUAAAAUCCUCGAAAGUUCUAGCUUUUUUUGAAAUAAAAAAAUCUUUUUUUCUUAUAAGAAAAAAAUAAUGAAAAAAACUUUUUGGAAAUGACCGUUUUUUUAGCUAAAAUUGUAUUUUUACCACCUCAAAAUAAUUCAAACUACGAGUCGAUAAUUAUUAUUUUUUUAAAGUUUUUUUAUUGAAACCGCUUUUUUUGAUCUAUUUACGUCGAAUAAAGGCCCAUUUUUUUGAAUGGGCGCCAAAAAGACGCAACCCGACCGCUUUGUGUGGGAUUUUAGGGAGUCUUAGUGUUUUUUUAGUUUAUUAAUUUUACACUUAGGUUUUAGGGGAUUUUUGAAGUUUUAAGUGAAAAAAAUAUGUGGACCUUAAAAUUUAACCGACACAUCUUAUUAAAAAAAUUUUAAAAAAAUUGUUAUCCUUUGAAAAUGAUUUUAGAAAUAAAGGGGAAAAACGAUUUUAUUGAUUUUUGAUUCCAGAAGGCUUCAAAUGCACGGCUAGCGGUCUUCGAGACGAAAAAGUCGGCCCUGAAUCUCAAAGGUUUCUUAUUUUAAAUUAUGGUGGUCAUACAUUUUUUUCAGAUGAAGUCGAUGCACUAAUCGAUGAGAUCACCGAGACUUCGACCAAUUUGGAUUAUUACAAGCAACAGGCUGAGGACGACCGGCAAAUGGCCACUGAGGUGCUAAUUUUCAAAACAGAAAAAAAAAAAUUCAAAAAAAUUUUGAGGCGGUUUUUUUAAUGGAACAGUUAUAGUUGAAAAUUACUGUCUCGUAUUUUUGAAUUUUUGAUCCGAAUUCCUGACAUUCAAACACGUGAUAUUGAGAAUUUUCAGAAUCAUUACUCGGAACUCUUUUUUUUUCCUUAUUUAUCUUCGUGCUAAGACCGUUUUUUAAACUCUACAUAGCAUCAGAAAAAUAGGUUCAGUUUGAGAUUUCCAUUUGAAGAUCUAAUGUUUUUUUCUCACCCAAAAAAUAAACCGUAUAUUUUUCAAUCAAACGACCUAUUCAUCUUUCAUGAAAACCUACAAUAGCCGAAUUCAUCAACCUAAUGGUUCAAUGUUGUUUUGGAUUUUACUCAACUCAACUUUGAGAAACCGGUAUCAUUUUCCAGGCAGUUAGAAAAGCGGCUCUCUCCGAGAAAACGGCCAAAGAUGCCAAUGAAACGGUCUACAAUGAAGUUGAACUCAUCAAACGGAUCAUCGACGCCUUGGGUAUUAAUUUUUUGCCUUUUUUUUUUAGGAAUUAUGAGCAAGUUCCACAUGAUAGAAAUGCAUUGAUGCAUUUUUGAAGUUCUGAGAAAAAAACUCAAAUUUUUUUUUCGAAUUUUUCUUUCAGAUAACAUGGACGAGGUGAACAACGCUGAGCUGGACGAGCUCGAAGACGAACUCGACGAGAUCGAUGAGAUCCUGGCCAAGGCCGAUCUGGAGAAGGAGGUUUAUUAUAUUCCCAAUGCCGCGCAAACUUGUCACGACUUUUCUUAAGCCUAAAAUUUCUGAUCUGAAGCGGAAUCGGCUAUGUCGAGUUCUAGAAGCGGGAAAAAAUUUGAAUAAUUUUCAGGUCAAUGCUUCCAAAAUGUACCAAGCUGAGGAUGAGAAGCGAAUCGCUCAAAUCAAGGCCGAAAUCACACUUUUACAGAAAGAGGUAAGUACUUAGGAAAAUAGCCGAAAUAUUUUUGAACUUGUGCGCUCUAUGGAUAAUCCGGACUUGACUUUUUCAACGCUUUUUUGUCCAUUUUGAAGUCUUAAUCACGAUUAUUUCGACUUUUCAUCCCAUAAAAAAAUAUUCUAGAUGGGAUGAAUGUCUGUGAACUCUAACUAGUAGAUAAUUUAAACGGAAAAAUUGGUUUUUUUCAAGAUUUUUGUACCUUUUCUGUCCUUGGUAACACCCCUAGUUGAGAAGACGUGCUAUUAAACCUUUAGACGUUCAGAAAUCCGAAAACGCUUUCAUUUGGGACUUUGGCUGAUAUUCAUCGGAGAUAUUGCUCUCUGAUCCACAGCGAAAAUAAUCUGGAAUAAUUUUCAAGCUUCUGCGCUCCAUGGCUAAUUUCCAAUUUUUUCGGAAAUCGAAGCUUUUUUUUUGUCAGGAUAAAAAUGAACAGCUGGCCUGAAAUAGCCGCUAUAUGCUUGAUCUUUUGCACCUUGUAUAGAAAUUCUUCGAAAAAGAAAUAGUCUUUGAUAUUGAAGCAGCUACUUUCCACGGCUAUUUAUGACAGGAUAAAAAAGAUUUGGGAAAAAAACGAGCAGAAAUAGCCUCGCGAAGCUGAAAUUUGUGCUUUUUAUGGAAUUUUCUAAGAAUUUCUUGGUAAUUUUAAUACCACUGACAGAACUUUUUUCGAGGAUGUUUCUGUUCAAAACCUUUUUCCACCCAUUUUUGGACUGCUAAAACUGUUUUCAGGUGCUGAACUUGGAAGAAAUCCGCGACGCCUUGCCCACCAAAUGCUUCAACGUCAUCAAUCUCGAACAAGAAGGCCAGAAAUAA
Molecule: messenger RNA, 27074 nt
Organism: Caenorhabditis auriculariae
Lineage: Eukaryota; Metazoa; Nematoda; Chromadorea; Rhabditida; Rhabditidae
Source: the annotation of a GenBank genome assembly